Molecule: messenger RNA, 2740 nt
Organism: Ostrinia furnacalis (Asian corn borer)
Lineage: Eukaryota; Metazoa; Arthropoda; Insecta; Lepidoptera; Crambidae
Product: protein phosphatase inhibitor 2
Exons: 2
Coding region: 131-619 (162 amino acids)
Biological process (GO): regulation of signal transduction
Molecular function (GO): protein phosphatase inhibitor activity
Source: RefSeq, a predicted model, not a curated record
GUCAGUGUCAAUGUCAGUCCUUGUAGAAUAGAAUUUGUCAUUCGCUGAAAAAAUAAAUUACUACAGUUUUCAGUGAAAUCUCACAUAAUUUAAUUUCUAAAUUGUAUGAUGCUGUUCUAAACGGAUCAACAUGGCCUCGAACUUGCAAAAGAAGCCCUCAAAGGGCAUUUUGAAGACGUCGCGAAGCGUCGACGGGCAGGAAGGUACGCCUUCGACGAGUAAGCGGCCGAAGGAGCAGAGGUUCGACGAGUUGAAUAUUAUGGAGACAUUUCACCCGGCGAACAAGGAUUACGGGCACAUGAAAGUGGACGAGCCGAAGACUCCGUACUCGGAGGCCGUGGACGGCGAGCUGGAGCCGGGCGACGAGCUGGACGCCAACAUCCUGGCCGCCAAGCUGGCCGCCAGCAUGAACAAGCCGCCCAAGUGCAUGGACGCGUGCGAGGACAGCGACGAGGACAUGGACGAGCCCGAGGAGGUGCGCAAGAAGCGGAUCGAGUUUGAGAAGAAAAGAAAAAUGCACUACAAUGAAUUCCAAGCUCUCCAAUUAGCAAGACAGCUCAUGGCCCAGGAAGAAGAAGAAGAAGAGGAUGAUGACAAACCUGAGAAGGCAGCGACCUGACUGCCGCGCGCCCGCGCUCCUGUACAGAACACUCUGCAGCCGCUACCUGCAGCUGCGAUUUACUAAUUGGUUUUAAUUUAUUUACUACUAUUACACAAAAUAACGAAAGGAAAUCUAAUUAGAAAGAAAUCAUCAUAUUUUAGUUACAAUAUUUUGUAUUAGAGUAAUUCAUAUACAUUGUUUUCUCCUACUAGACUGAUUUGAACGAGUGGUUUACCACUGACUUGUUAUUCACUGAAUCUGCGAGAGAAGACGACACACGAGGGCAAACAGUAUAGAUUGAUUAUUAAUAUGUUCAUGAGUGUAGUGAAGUUUUGAUACCAGUGAUGUGCCAACUGGAUAGUUUGUCUGAUCAAGUGACUAGGUAUUUGUAGGCAUAGUUCGUUUUCAUAGAGAUGUGAUUUUUAAAAAGUCAUAUUAUAUUGAAAUGCAAAUAAAUUGUUACGUGUUCACUUUGAAAUAUCUACUAUAUUAUAGUAUGUAUACAUAAAAUUAUUUUGGUAAUGACUAGUCAUGGUAUUCGGUCUGAACGUUUAAAGUUCCAGCUUCUAAUGUUAAAUUUAUUCUAAAGUUAAGUGAUGGCAGUAGGAUAUAUUGUUCCUUGUAUCUGAAUCAUAGUGUUCAACACUACAUUUAAUGAAUUUGCUAUACUAAAGGCUUAGAUAAGUUGACAAAAGUAUUUGUGCAGUAGAGGGCAGGUGACAGAUUUAUUGACCAAGGGCAUGCAUAAUAGUUAAUCAUGACUUUGAACUAGUUUAGGUUUAUCUCAGCUUCCUUAUGGUCCUUUAAAUAUCAGAACAGUUCGCUACUAGAUGCUACACUAGUGUUCUAAAAAUCUACAUAACAUUAGAUAUCUUUAUAGUCAAUAAAAGAUUGUAUUUUUUCAAAAAAGUUUUUUCGGUUAUAAGAAUAAUUUAUGUUUAUUUCAUUCUAAAAUAAAUGACAAAUGUAUUUAGUUUUCAGAUCUAUAAUAAUAUAGUUACCUAAUAUCUGUUAUUAAACAAGACCAUGACCAAUAAAAUAUGAUUAUGUGAUUACAAAAAAUGCUCAAGGGAAGUAUUUUACCAGAUACCUACUAUAUCAGUGAUUAAUAAUCACGUCACAGCCAUCAUUUCAUUUAGUAACAUGCCCCCUGAAUUCACAUAAAAUUAUAUGAAAUACAGUAUUAAUAUUUUUGUUACAAGAUAAAGUAGAUAAUUAUUGGAAAUUAGAUUUAAAUAUUUAUGCAAUAAGUAUCGCUUGAUGCACUUUGUUUAUAAUUGUAUUCAAUACAUAAAUUAAAGUACUAAUUUACUGUCAAGAACAUAUUUUGCUAAACUUAUGACUGCACAUUAUUCAAUUAAGGAUCAUGGCAGUAAGCCACUUUCAAAAUUUUAAAAUAACUACGAAACUAACCAAUGUUUUUGAUCAUCACAAAGCUACCAAAUUGCUUAUGGAUAGGAUAUUAAUAAUGGAAUAAUAUAGGUAUAAAAAUAUUUUUUAUCUUAAAAUUCUUUGGCAUUAGCUAUGUAAUAUUUGAUACACGUAAAUUGUAUAGUUUAAUGGAUGUUUUCUUCUCUUCUAAAAUGUCUUCCUAUUUUUAGAUUUUCUUUUAUGUGCUUCUGUAUGGUCACUUUCUGCUCCUGUGUCAAAACACAAAAUACAGUAUUUAGUGGUCGAGAUAUGCUUGAGACGUUUUGUAUCGCCGAAUGUUUACCACUGCUACAGAGGUGUUAAUUUUAGAACGUGUAUCGACUAUUAGUGAGCUUGUUUAGCUAAUUUGCAACUAGUGGAUUUUGUGCUAUAAUGCUGGUAAUGUUCACUUGAGUGUUUUCAGUGAAUAUUUUUAUAAAAUGUAGGUUCCCUGAAGGUAUAAGGUUUUUCCCUGAAGGUAGACUUUAAAUCCGAUCUUUCAAUAGAAACUGCUCACAAGUCAACCAUUGCAAAUAAAAAGUAAUCUUUGCUCAAGUAGAAAUUGUGCCUGUGUAUUUUUCGAUCGACUAAGAGAACGAAUAAAAGCAUUUGCUUAGUAUUACAACAUUAUGCAGCUCUUUUGCACUUAAUAUUUCUCUGAAUGCCUCUCUCAGCCAUACUCUCAGCGUAACAACAGAAAAAAGGACUAUAACAAGUGAUGCUAAUAUU